GGCGCGGGCGUGCGCGAGGCUGUCGAGGCUGGAUUCGACCGGAGCUCCUUGAGCGCGGAUGCGAAAGCCGCGCCGGAGGUCCUGGCGGCUUACCUGGAGCGAUUGCCAAAGGUGCGCGCUCAAAGUUGCCGGGAGACACUCCGGCAGCGACUUCAGGAAGCGAGAAUCGACUUAGAGUGGCCAGGAGAAGGAGGGUCCUCUUCCUCAUCAGCGCCAGCCACUAGUGGGACGGGCUCGUUGCCGCAGGACAUAGCUUCUGGACACACACUCGAAGGUCUCUAUGCGCUGCCCACGUGGCAGCACCGCUGGACGAUGCAAUCGCACCUCGACGGGGUGCGCUGCGUCUUCCUCGACGACAAGAACUCUCUGCUGGUCUCGUGCGGCGAGGACGUCGUGGUGAAGUGCUGGGACUUGAGCAGCAUUUGGCAGAUGCCAGAUGCGGAUGAGCUGGAGCCCUAUGCCGCACUCCGCGGCCACAGCGCGCCGGUCUUCACUUUGGCCUUCCGUCCCCAGGACCGUACCCUUUUCAGCGCCGGCAUGGAUAGCACCAUCCGCGCUUGGCUGCUACCAGAAAGUGGGGAAGGCAUCCUGAGACGUGGCGAGCUGAUUGGCCACACGGAUGCCGUGUGGUCGCUGCAGCAUCAUGCGCAUUUGCCCUACCUGGCGACGGCCUCUUCGGACGGUCUUGUGGGCCUCUGGUCUGCUGAGGCGGACGCGCUGACGAGAGGGGGCUGCCGGAUGCAGGCCUCCUUGAUGUUGCGGCAACCUGGCGGAGGGUCAUCCGAAGAGUUGGACGUGCCGACGACUGUCUGCUGGGUGCCUGCGGAUACCACUCGCUUGCUGGCGGGCUAUGUGUCCUCCAGGAUCGCCGUGUUUGACGUGCGGAAGGGUACGCAGGUCCUUGAUCUCCUUCCACAAGGUCUUGGAUGCGACGACAGCAGAGGAGAUCGUGGGGGAGGUGCCUCUGCAAGCGCUGCAGUCACCUCUUCCUGCGCCCGCAACUUUGGGCAACUGAUGGCGACAGGACAUGUUGAUGGUCAAGCUCGCCUCAUCGACCUCUCUUCCGGCAGGUUUGUGGGCGAGCUGCCGGAGCACCCGGAUGUGGUGACCUCCGUGAGCCUCGACCACACCAAGGCGCAGCUCAUCACCGGCUGCCACGACGGUGUCCUCCGGACCUUCGACCUCCGCAACCAGCGGUGUUGCCAGCAACUACACCUCCACGAUCUGAA
This is a messenger RNA of Symbiodinium sp. CCMP2456, 1229 nucleotides long. The record is from the annotation of a GenBank genome assembly. Lineage: Eukaryota; Dinophyceae; Suessiales; Symbiodiniaceae.